UGUCUAUAUAUUAAUGAGACGCAGUGAGUGAGUUUGUACACUUCCAGAGCAGGGCAGGGAAGGGAAGGGAGCUCCAUUAUUAAUAUAGCCCUUUCUCUGCUGUCUGUCUUCCCCCGCCCCCACUCACUCCGCAGCUCUACAGCCGGACAUGCAUCUGAUCUGUCCUUGUUUCUACCCAUAGGCGUGUAAACUUCAGCAAUGUCUGAUCUCCAGGCUCCUCUAGUAAGGCCCAAGAGGAAGAAGGUCUGGGUGGACUAUUUCAUUCAGUUCCGAUGGAUCAUUGUCAUUUUUGUUGUGCUCCCCAUCUCAGUCACCCUGUACUUCCUCACAUAUCUGGGGGAUGUCAGAUCAGAGAUGAAAUCCUUCAAGCAGCGCCAGAAGGAACAUGAUGAAAAUGUCAAGAAAGUGGUGAAGCGCCUCAAGGAAAGGAACCCGAAAAGGGAUGGGCUGGUGUGCACAGCCCGCAAGCCUUGGAUUGCUGUUGGAAUGCGUAAUGUUGACUACAAGAGGGCUCGGCAUUUUGAAGUCGAUUUAUCAGCAUUCAGGAAUAUCCUUGAAAUUGACAAGGAGAGGAUGAUAGCGAGAGUGGAGCCACUUGUCAACAUGGGGCAGAUAUCCAGGGUGACAGUGCCAAUGAAUCUUUCCCUUGCUGUGGUUGCUGAGCUUGAUGACCUAACUGUUGGUGGCCUUAUCAAUGGCUAUGGCAUUGAGGGGAGCUCCCACCUGUAUGGGCUCUUCUCAGACACAGUUGUGGCUUAUGAGAUUGUUCUGGCAAAUGGGCAAGUCGUGAGAGCUACUAAGGAUAAUGAGUACUCUGACCUUUUCUAUGCUAUCCCGUGGUCCCAGGGAACUCUGGGGCUUCUUGUCUCUGCAGAGAUCAAGCUCAUACCCGUUAAGGAAUACAUGAAACUCACAUACAAACCCAUCGUAGGCAAUAUCAAAGAUCUUGCUCAGGCAUAUGUGGACUCCUUUGCACCCCGGGAUGGAGACCAGGACAACCCGGAGAAGGUUCCAGAUUUUGUGGAGACCAUGGUUUAUUCGCCGACUCGAGCUGUGUGCAUGACAGGGAGAUAUGCUUCUAAAGAGGAGGCAAAGAGAAAGGGCAAUGUGAUCAAUAAUGUAGGGUGGUGGUUUAAACCCUGGUUCUAUCAGCAUGCAGAGACAGCACUUAAGAAGGGCGAGUUUGUGGAAUACAUUCCCACCAGGGAGUACUACCACAGACACACGAGGUGCUUGUAUUGGGAGGGAAAGCUGAUCCUUCCCUUCGCGGACCAGUGGUGGUUUAGGUUUCUCCUUGGGUGGAUGAUGCCGCCAAAGGUCUCUCUUCUGAAGGCCACUCAGGGAGAAGCCAUAAGGAACUAUUAUCACGAGAUGCAUGUCAUUCAGGAUAUGCUCAUCCCCCUUUACAAGGUUGGAGAUGCGCUCGAGUGGGUGCACCAUGAGAUGGAGGUAUACCCCAUAUGGCUGUGCCCACACCGACUAUACAAGCUGCCCGUGAAAACCAUGGUGUAUCCGGAGCCAGGCUUUGAGGCACACCGCAGACAGGGAGACACACACUAUGCCCAGAUGUACACUGAUGUAGGGGUGUACUAUGCGCCAGGGCCAGUACUCAGAGGGGAGGUGUUUGAUGGAGCUGAGGCAGCGCGUCGCUUGGAGAAUUGGCUGAUAGAGAACCAUGGGUUCCAGCCCCAAUACGCAGUCUCCGAGCUGUCUGAGAAGAAUUUCUGGAGGAUGUUUGAUGCUUCACUGUAUGAGCACUGCAGGAAGAAGUAUGGAGCUGUGGGGACCUUCAUGAGUGUAUACUACAAGUCUAAGAAAGGGCGCAAGACUGAGAAGGAGGUACAAGAGGCUGAGCAAGCCCACCUCGAGUCUGCUUAUGCCGAGGCUGAUUAAUGAGCUUCAAGGGCAAGUGAGAUUGCAAGCAGUAGACAGGUAAUGUUGGUUUGAAUAAAGGGCAGGACCCUUUUUAAGUUUCCUUUUUAUCUGGUGGUAAUAAUUAGUACUAUCGUUGACGUUUUUAUCAACUUUCGAACUUGCUGCUGAUGCUUUAAUUUUGUUGCUCUGGCUCCCCUUGCUUUACUUAGAUGCACCACAUUUGAAUAUCUUACUCUGGAGUUGCUGUUU
This is a messenger RNA of Punica granatum (pomegranate), 2124 nucleotides long. NCBI's taxonomy places the organism in Eukaryota, Viridiplantae, Streptophyta, Magnoliopsida, Myrtales, Lythraceae. The record is from RefSeq and is a predicted model, not a curated record.